This is a messenger RNA of Chinchilla lanigera (long-tailed chinchilla), 1509 nucleotides long. Its product is annotated as protein NipSnap homolog 3A. Gene Ontology annotation, cellular component: mitochondrion. NCBI's taxonomy places the organism in Eukaryota, Metazoa, Chordata, Mammalia, Rodentia, Chinchillidae. The record is from RefSeq and is a predicted model, not a curated record.
GUAUGCUCAUCUUUUGCUACAGGGCCCAGACAACAGGAUGGAACGCUCUAUGAAUUUCGUACUUAUAAUCUUAAGCCCUCAAAGAUGAGUGAGUUCCUGGAAAAUAUUAAGAAAAAUAUUCAUCUUCGCACAGCUCACUCCGAAUUGGUUGGUUUCUGGAGUGUAGAAUUUGGAGGCAUACUGAACAAAGUAGUUCAUAUUUGGAAAUACGAUAAUUUUGCUCAUCGAACUGCAGUCCGGAAAGCUUUGGUCAAAGAUAAGGAAUGGCAAGAACAGUUCCUUAUUCCAAAUUUGGCUCACAUUGAUAAACAGGAGAUUGAGAUUACUUAUCUGGUCCCAUGGUGCAAAAUAGAGAGGCCUGCGAAAGAAGGAGUCUAUGAACUGGCUACUUUUCAGAUGAAACCUGGUGGUCCAGCUCUGUGGGGUGAUGCAUUUAAAAGGGCAGUUCAUACCCAUGUCAAUCGAGGCUACACAAAACUAGUUGGUGUUUUCCACACAGAAUAUGGAGCACUCAACAGAGUUCAUGUUCUUUGGUGGCAUGAGAGCGCUGACAGUCGUGCAGCUGGCAGACAUGAAUCUCACGAGGAUCCUAGAGUUGUGGCGGCUGUUCGGGAAAGUGUCAACUACCUGGAAUCUCAGCAGAAUAUACUUCUGAUUCCUACAUCAUUUUCACCGUUGAAAUAGUUUGGUACUGAAAAUACCAAGUAUUUCAUUAUCUGGUAUUAUAAAAUGUGUCCUCCAAUGGUGCUUAAAUUCUCCCAAGAAAAUUAUUCUUUUUUCUUUGAAGAAGGUGGUAAGUUAAUUCACUGUGUUCUUUACAUGUUUUAAAGCCAUGUCUAUCAUUUGUUACCCCUGUUGCAGGAAAUAAGAGUUUGUUUGCCCCUUAGUGUUUCAGAAUCUGUCAUAUGAAAAUAUCUAUCAAUUAGAAAAUAAUUUUAUUAGGUCUUAAUAGGAGAAAUCUGACCCUUUGAUUUUCAUGUUGAAGUGUCUUUAUAAUUAUUCAUUUUGCAUCUUAUUUUACAAAGAUACUUGUCACUGUAUUAAGGUCUUGAUUUUUCAUUUGUUUCAGACUAUUCUGUAUUUUAAUAAACUUUUGUUCAAAUAAUGAGGUCACAUUUUCAUCCCUGUGACCAUAUAUUUAUUUAAAUUAUUAAUAUACAUUAUCCAUCUUUGCAUCAUGUCUGCUUUCCUAAGGUUCUUUUCUUCAGUUUUUUUGCCCUGUAAAGUAUAUUUUAUAGUAUCAAAUGUGAUUCAUGAAAACAGUAGACAUAUCUCUUUGCUAUGUAAAAACAUACUACCAUUUAUGCCCUCUUGUGUGGUUUUCUCAUUAAUUAGUUGGAAAAUGUUAGGUCCCAGUACUUAAAAUCUUUGAAGACUUUGGUUUAUAUGCUGAAGUAUCUUCAUUUAUAAUUAAUUGCAAAUUAAUUAUUCAUUUGGAUCCUUGGUUUAAUGAUAUCUUUAUGGAUAUGGAAAUCUUUGCCCUAAUAAAAGCCUACCUGCAUAUUCUAA